AUGAGCCUGGGUCUUGAUGAUGGCGGCUUCGAUGCGCUCGAGCCAGCCUAUACACAAGACUUUGCCGCGUUCAUGGACAGCGUACCUAAUCUCACUCAUCCAUUCUCUCCAACCUACCAACCCCUGCCGGCGUUCUUUUCAAAUUUGGAUCUGCCCUUGGCCGGUGUUUUUGAAAACACCAACGAUCUCAAAGAGGGCGAAAACUCGCAUGAUGAGACAACGGCAACUACUACGAUACAAGCGACACCAUUGUCCCUUGCCAAUAUAAGGGCCGUUGACGCGUCCAUCUCACGUUUUGGCUCUCGGCUGCCAUCCUUGGCUCCUGAGGACAAGCCUCCGCAAACUGGACCUCAUCCGCAGGGCCCCACGAGGCUGAACAGUCGCGACUUGUUUAUCUCGGCUGAAUGUCGACAGCACAUAAUUGAUGAGCUGGCGACGUUCUCUGGUUGCAUAGAUGGGGAUUUUGUUCUUCCCUCCCGACACGCCUUGUCGCGGCUGAUAGGUGGAUAUUUCAAAAACUUUCAUGCGCAUUAUCCCUUCUUCCACGUCGCCACUUUGCGAAUGGACAGUAUCCAUGUGGAAUUGCUCUUGGCAAUCGCGGCCCUAGGUGCUCGCUACACCAGGGAGCCAGAGAUGGGCGUUGAGCUGUUCCGCGUCUCGAGAUCGGUCGUCUUGGAGCGUCUUCGCAGACGCCAGAGAAGAAAAGCUAACAUGUCUUUGGAGCAGAGGGCACAGAAUACUUCUUUCUCCAGGAGCGAUACGCGACUCGGCUCCAAUUCCGCCGCGAAUCUGGACUCGAAUUGUAAAAGGGACGAAGGAUUUUGCGUGGUUGAGAUGGUGCAGACUUUACUGCUUCUGAUUGCCAUUGCGUCCUGGUACAGACGCGAGCCAGCAGUAACCGACGCGCUAUCUAUCCGGAGUGUCUUACACUCGCUCAUUCAAGAUGACGAGUUAUCGCGAACUAAAGAACAAUCGUCGGAGGAGUGGCGAGAGUGGGUUCGAUUUGAGACCAUCAAAAGAACCCUCCUGGUGGUCUUCUGUUUCUUUAAUAUUCACACAAUUCUUUUUGACCUACCACCCAUGAUGCUCGCAAGUGGACUACGGCUCGAUCUCCCUUGUUCUGAGAAAGAGUGGAAAGCAGCCAACGAGCUAGACUGGCGAGAAGCCCGCGCUGAAUCGAGGUCGCCUCGUCAAGACUUUCAAGACGCCUUCUCUUGUCUCUUUGCAAACCCAGGAGAGUGGAAUGGCUCGACCCAGAUGAUCACGAAAGGCUUCUCUGCUCUUGGUGGCUGUGCUCUUAUUCAUGCCGUCAUUCAACAUAUUUGGUUGGCUCGGAAUGCACGACUGCCAGUCGUGCAGGAAGAUUCAAGCAGCCUCUCGGACGAGGAAAUGAAUGUCUUUGAACGGGCGCUGAAACGAUGGGCGAUGUACUGGGAACGUGAUCAGGAAUCAUCAAUGGACCCGCUAAGUCCACACGGCCCUGUAACAUUCACAUCGACCGCACUCCUUCGGCUAGCUUAUAUUCGGCUCAACAUGGAUCUUGGCCCUGUGAGGUCACUCAGCAGCUGGGAUCCGUUUACAGUCGCUAACUCAUUGCACCAAAGCCCAAAAGUCCAACGCAGCGACAAAAUGACGCGGGCAGCACUCCAUUGCGCACACGCCCUCAGUAUUCCAGUGAAGCUUGGAAUCAACUAUGUUGCCCAGACACAACUGAUUCUGUGGUCAAACCAGCAUGCGCUAUGCUCUUUGGAGUGUGCGGUGCUGCUCGCAAAGUGGCUUGAAGCCGUCACUAUGCCAGAUCCGAAUCCUCCACUGACGCCCGCGGAACAGAGGGUGCUCGAGUUUGUGGUCCAGCUCGUGGCUGAGACUGAAUAUAAAAUGAGUUGCGACCGAAUCCUGACACAGAAGGUCCGGUUGAGUGGCAUGGUUGUCAGGCUCUGGGCUAAGCUGUAUCAAUCGAGCAGCGUGUGGCAGAUGGUCAAUUUGAUUGGAGAAUCCCUCAGCAUCUAUGCUGAUCGCCUGGAGGCUGAGCACAAGGGUGAGGCUCGACAUUAA
This is a messenger RNA of Cladophialophora psammophila CBS 110553, 2055 nucleotides long. RefSeq lists its product as uncharacterized. The transcript has a single exon. Gene Ontology annotation, cellular component: chromatin. Gene Ontology annotation, molecular function: zinc ion binding; RNA polymerase II cis-regulatory region sequence-specific DNA binding; DNA-binding transcription factor activity, RNA polymerase II-specific. NCBI's taxonomy places the organism in Eukaryota, Fungi, Ascomycota, Eurotiomycetes, Chaetothyriales, Herpotrichiellaceae. Gene Ontology annotation, biological process: DNA-templated transcription; regulation of transcription by RNA polymerase II. The coding region runs from base 1 to 2055 and encodes 684 amino acids. The record is from RefSeq and is a predicted model, not a curated record.